AUACUGAAGUAUGAACUGAAAGAACCUGAGUUUCCGCCAUUAUUGUUGAAUGCUUAUUGGAAGUUGGAAGCGCAGAAUACGGAUUUGAGGAUCGAUUAUCGGCUAAAUAUGAGUAGCAGUAUUACUUGCUCAUUGUUAAAUAUUGUAUUCACAACAAAAGUGGAAGGAGCAGUGGUGAAUGUAAUUGCGGAUCCUAAGGCAGAAUGAAAACUGUACAAGAACUGUGAAGCACUUCUGAUUCUUCGUUAUUUUCAGACAUCGGAUGCAUCGAUUUCCGGUACGAAUAUAGUGCUUGCGGGUGAUGACGUGUAUCACUUAUCAAUG
Messenger RNA from Gongylonema pulchrum, 324 nucleotides. NCBI's taxonomy places the organism in Eukaryota, Metazoa, Nematoda, Chromadorea, Rhabditida, Gongylonematidae. The record is from the annotation of a GenBank genome assembly.